Messenger RNA from Sesamum indicum (sesame), 2222 nucleotides. RefSeq names its product basic helix-loop-helix (bHLH) DNA-binding superfamily protein. Gene Ontology annotation, biological process: regulation of DNA-templated transcription. The record is from RefSeq and is a predicted model, not a curated record. Gene Ontology annotation, cellular component: nucleus. Gene Ontology annotation, molecular function: transcription cis-regulatory region binding; protein dimerization activity; DNA-binding transcription factor activity. NCBI's taxonomy places the organism in Eukaryota, Viridiplantae, Streptophyta, Magnoliopsida, Lamiales, Pedaliaceae.
CUAGCCAGUAGCCAGGCUUAGAAAACUCGCUCUUUCAUUUCAGGCUCAAUACUUGUUUCUCUCCUGAAAAACAUUUCACUCUUUUUGGCCAAGCACAAAAAGUAUUACUUAGCUGAUCCCCCAUCCCCACCCCCACCCCAUGGAUGACUUAAUCGUCUCUCCCUCUUCAUCUUCUUCCAUUCUCUCUUCCGUGUCUCCUCAUCAGCAACUGCCUCCCACCCUCCAAAAGAGGCUCCAAUACAUUCUCCAACACCAGCCGGACUGGUGGGCCUAUGCCAUUUUAUGGCAGACUUCCAAAGAUGAUAAUGGUCGCAUUUCUCUCUCCUGGGCCGACGGCCAUUUCCAGGGCACCAAAGAGAAGAAUCCCAAAUCUGGCUCUCAGCCCGAACGAAAGAAAGUCAUGCGUGGAAUUCAGGCCCUCAUCGGUGAAAACCCUGAUAUCACUGGCCCCGUCGACGGUGACGUCACUGAUGCCGAGUGGUUCUACGUUAUGUCCCUCGCUCAGUCUUUUUCCCUUGGUGAUGGGGUUGUCGGCAAGGCCUUCAACUCAGGGUCUUUAAUUUGGUUAAGUGGUGGAAAUCAGCUCAGGUUUUAUAAUUGCCAACGAGCUAAAGAAGCUCAGAUCCACGGGAUGCAAACCAUGGUUUGCAUCCCUACUUUGAAUGGUGUUCUUGAACUGGGAUCUGACGUUAUGAUUACAGAAAACUGGAGUUUGGUGCAACAGGUGAAAUCUCUGUUCGAAUCUUCUUCAGAUCCCAUUAACAAUGGGUCAACGCAUGCCCUCAAGUUUCCAGAGAAAACCAUCUCUUUCGCCGAUACCUGUUUGCUGCCUAAUUUGCCAGACGAAGCAGCAAAGACUACUCCAGUACUGGGGAAGAAACAAGAACAACCCAAUAGCAAAGCACAGAAAGCUCAAAUCUUUUCUUACCUGGACUCGGAGCAUUCCGAUUCGGAUUGCCAGUUCUUUCUGCCUGAGACAGUUGAAACUAAGAGAACUCCCAAAAAGAGAGGCAGAAAACCCAACCUGGGUCGGGACGCGCCGCUGAACCACGUGGAGGCGGAGAGGCAGCGGAGGGAGAAGCUCAACCACCGUUUCUACGCCCUGCGGUCGGUGGUUCCGAACGUGUCAAGGAUGGACAAGGCCUCCCUGCUAUCCGACGCCGUAUCAUACAUCAAGGAGCUGAAAUCAAAAGUAGAAGAGCUGGAGACGCAGCUCCAAAGAGAAAGCAAGAAAGUGAAGACCGAAACUACUGCUGAGACUCUGGACAACCAGAGCACAACCACUUCCGUGGACCAAGUGGGGCCGAUAACUUCGCUACUAGAAGUAGAAGUGAAGAUUGUUGGGGUUGAUGGGAUGAUAAGGGUUCAGUCGGAUAACGGCAACUAUCCAGCGGCACGGUUGAUGGAUGCCAUUCGGGAGCUGGAAUUGCAGGUCCACCAUGCGAGCAUGUCAUGCGUGAAUGAUUUGAUGCUUCAGGACGUUGUUAUUAGGGUUCCUGAUGGAUUAAGAUGUGAGAAAGCUCUGAAAGCUGCUCUUAUUAGGAGAUUAGAGGCGCAGUAGCUAGUGAAAUAAUAUUAAAUAAAUAUGUAUGAUCUAUAUAUGGCUUUAAAGUUUAAACUACUUCCCAGGUCCAUUGGGUUUCUUGAUUUAGCAUUCUUAGUUCCAAGAUGGAUCGAUGAUGUUUAGAUUUGUAUACCGUAUGGCCGGCUGUUACUACCAUCGUUGUUUAAUUUCCAGAAAUAUAGUUAAGGGUGCAAAUCAAAGGACGUGUCGAUCAAUUAUACGUACAUGUAUAUAAAUCUUGUUAAUGCCCAAUCCCACGUCCUGGGCGCUUUGGUAUCUGGCCUGGCAACUUGUAGCCAAGAUAUAUAAUACCCUUCAGUAUUCAGGUGAAACUGAGCCGAUUUGGGAAGGCGUAAUUAGGAUGCUCCGAUCAGAUAUAAUUUUGGCUUCGCCAUACUCCUGCACUUGCCUAUGUCGUCGUCAGGUGGAUGACUGACAAUUCACGCUCUCUCUCUCUAGAUCUUUUUAUUUUUGUGGUUUUUGUAGCAGUGUUUGUGUUGUUGAUUUAUUUUUUGAUAAAUGGAUAUGCACAUCUUUCGCCUAAAGUCAUCUGGAGCGAAUUGUGGUGUGUUUUUUUUUCUUUUUCUAAAAUCUCAUAUGUAAAUUGUGUUAUUUCAGAUGAUUGGAACUCACGUAUUACAUGUACCCUACCACGAUA